AUGCUUCUUCUUGCUCGUUUAUUCAAUAUUUAUUCGAUUCGUCAUUCUAGUAAAACCCGUGAAUACUUUGCCAAUCUCAAAAAAUUCUAUCGUUCAACAACAUUGGAUUUAUUUAUGGCAUCAACUAAUCGAACAUGUUUUGUCUUUGAUAAAGAAGAAUCAACAAAAAUUCUUAUUCAAAUGAUCUAUGAAAUACCAACAACAACAGUACGUCGUAAAUUUAAUUUAUUACGUUCUGUUGAUGAAUCCGUUUCACAAACUAUACGUCGUUUAACAGCAAAUAUUGAACGUUCUUCAAAAAAAGUCAAUUUUAAAGCAAAUAAACGUCGUGAAAAACAACAGAAUAAUAGUUCUAAUACUUCUACUGAACAAGACUCUAUUAUUAUUCAAUUACUUGAUAGUAAUAAUGAAAUAAUUGAUGAAAAUCAAACUAAUAAACAAGCAUGGUUAAGCUGUCGAAAAUUAUUAAUUAAUGAACAAACUUAUGAUGUUGAAUAUAAUGCACCAGCUGUUAUAAAGUUUCGUUUUCCUGAUAUUAUUAUGACAAAUACAAUAGUUACAGCAUUAGUAGAUUUAGAUUAUGGUGAUUGGGAACAUUCAUUAUUUGAUUGGUAUGUAACAGAUGAAAUAAAAAUACAAGCGAAUGAUGAAAAUGAAGAUACGAUUGAUGAUAGUCAAUGGAUACAUGUACAUCGUGGUCCAUUUUGUACCUUUCAUGAUGAACAUGUUAAUAAAUAUGUACGUCUUUCAUGUUUACCUCGAAAUGAUUUACUACGGCAAGGUAUGCAAGCUGUACAUGUAUCAAAAGCACGAAUUAUUCCAUGUCCCAUUGAUUUACCAAUGAAUACAAGGCAUCAAUUAACACAAGAUUAUUUUCCAAUUGAUUCAAAUGAUCUUCGUCUAGUUUCUUAUAAUAUAUUAGCAAAUGGAUAUGCAUCAUCAACUGGUGCAGGAGAGAUUAUAUAUCCAUAUUGUCCACAAGAUUAUCUUGAACAUGAUUAUCGAAAACCACUUCUUCUAAGAGAAAUAUUAGGUUUUCAUGCUGAUAUAAUAUCAAUACAAGAAUGUGAUACAAGAUUUUUUGAACGUGAACUUUCAUUAGUAUUAAAAGAACAUGGAUAUUUAGGUGAUAUGAAAAUAAAAAGUGAAAAUGUACAAGAAGGUGAAGCAAUUUUUUAUCGUAAAGAUCGAUUUACUGCUAUUAAUAGUCAUAGUAUAAGAAUAGGUGACUAUUUGCGUGAUUCAAAACAUCUAGAACAUAUUCGUCAACGAUGUGUACUAGUACCGGAAAUUAAUACACAUUUAUUAGAACGAAAUACUAUAUUACAAGUUUUAGCAUUGCAACCACAAGGACAAACUAAUGAAAUAUUCUUAAUAUGCAAUACACAUUUAUACUUCCAUCCUACAGCUGAUAUUGUUCGAUGUUUUCAAGUUGUAGUGUCUUGUGAACAUAUCAAAGAAGUCAAACAAUUUUAUGAACAACAAAAUAAAAAUGUUUCAAUUAUAUGGAGUGGUGAUUUCAAUGCUAAUGUAACAUCAUUAGCAUUUCAAUUUCUUUUUUCUGGUUGUCUAUUAACUGAUACAAAUCAUCGUUCAUAUAAUGAAGAUUAUGCGACGUUAAUAAAAGAUUUUAAUCAUAAUUCUUCAUUAGAAUUAAGUACUUAUUCUCAAUAUGCUUAUACAAAUUAUAUGUUAAAUUUUCAUGGUGUUAUUGAUCAUAUAUUUUUUGAAGGAAAAAAAUUUCAAUUUAAACGUUGUAUACCAAUGCCAACACAUGAAGAAGUAACGGAAUUUUCAGCUUUACCAAGUUGUAAAAUUCCUAGUGAUCAUUUGGCUGUUGUGGUAGAACUUGAAAUGAUUAAAUAA
Molecule: messenger RNA, 1866 nt
Organism: Adineta steineri
Lineage: Eukaryota; Metazoa; Rotifera; Eurotatoria; Adinetida; Adinetidae
Source: the annotation of a GenBank genome assembly